Molecule: messenger RNA, 761 nt
Organism: Lucilia cuprina (Australian sheep blowfly)
Lineage: Eukaryota; Metazoa; Arthropoda; Insecta; Diptera; Calliphoridae
Gene: SmD1
Product: probable small nuclear ribonucleoprotein Sm D1
Exons: 3
Coding region: 318-692 (124 amino acids)
Biological process (GO): RNA processing; spliceosomal snRNP assembly
Cellular component (GO): U2 snRNP; catalytic step 2 spliceosome; U12-type spliceosomal complex
Molecular function (GO): RNA binding
Source: RefSeq, a predicted model, not a curated record
UGUUAAAAUAUAUAGUUGUCAGAUAAUUUGGGUGCUCUUAUGAUUAAAAUGUUCAAAAAUAUAAUCGAUGCAAAAAUUCUUUAAAUGUUGAAACGAGUAAAUAACCUAUUCUUGAGACCAUAAAACGCAUCAUAUUAACAUGCCUUUACAUAACCGUCAAAUUUAGAUGUAAAAUCGUCAAAUCGUCAACAUGCUAUUUUGGAAAUGAAAAUCGUCAAAAUGACGAAAAAGCUUCAAAUCUGGCAAGAGUGUACGAAGUUACUAAUUACUUUUUUUUCAUAAUUUAGAAAUUAUUUACAUCAAACAACACGUUCAAUAUGAAACUUGUAAGAUUUUUAAUGAAAUUAAGCCAUGAGACGGUCACCAUCGAAUUAAAAAAUGGCACUCAAGUGCACGGUACAAUUACUGGAGUUGAUGUUGCUAUGAAUACCCAUUUAAAAUCCGUGAAAAUGACGAUAAAAAAUAGAGAUCCAGUUCAACUUGAAACUCUAAGUAUUAGAGGAAAUAAUAUAAGAUAUUUUAUUUUGCCUGAUAGUCUUCCUCUUGAAACGCUACUUAUUGAUGAUACUCCAAAAUCCAAAUCAAAGAAAAAAGAAAAUAACCGUGCUGGCAAUAGAGGUCGUGGCAGAGGAUCUCGCGGUAGAGGAGGAACUCGUGGGAGAGGAAGAGGUAGAGCUACAAACAGGCGUUAAAUAUUAUUUAUCUUUUUAAAUAAUAUUCUGGAAUAGUUUUAUAAUAUAAACACUUGGCUAUUAAAUAAA